UCAAUGCGUUUGUGGACUGUGAAUUGUCACAGAGGGAUCAACUACCACGGGUGAACAAGAAAGAUAGCUCAGAGGAGCCUAGCAUGGCCGCUGCUCGGUGCUCCUCGUUCCCUGCUCUCUGCGUGGUGGUAGUAGUAGUGGUACUCAUCGGCGGCUGUGGCGCUGCGUCCGGCGCGGACGAAGAAGGGCUCAUCCACCUUCACUUCUACUUCCAUGAGGUCAACGCCGGCACGCCCAACGCCACCGUCCUCAACGUCGCCAGCCUGCACAAGAACUCGUCCACGUUCGGGGACCUGAACGUGUUCGACAACGCGCUGCGGGCGGGGCCGGACCCGGCGUCGCGGUUGGUCGGCAGAGCGCAGGGCCUGGCGCUCCACGCGUCGCUGGACGAGUCCGGCGGGCUCACGGCCAUCACCUUCGCCUUCUCCGACUACGGCGCGUACAGCGGCAGCACGCUGGCGACGCUGGGCCACAUCGGGGUGUCUGGCCCGGCGGAGCGGAGCAUCGUCGGCGGCACGGGCAAGCUCCGGUUCGCGAGAGGGUACAUGGUCAGCAGCCUCCUCAGCUCCACGAACACCUCCAUCGUCGUCGUCUUUGACAUGUACUUCACCCUGGGUCGCUGAUUCGCACGCGCGCGGAGCGAGUGGAGUACAAGGUGUACAUUUCGAAGCAAAGCUGUUGGGGAGUUGCUGUCAUACAGUACAUGUACCCAAGCAAUCAAUCCUGCAGGCCUGCUGAUACGUUGCCAAUAAUCAAUCUUUCUCUAAUUAAUACAGGUGGGUUUGUGCUGGA
Messenger RNA from Triticum dicoccoides, 792 nucleotides. RefSeq names its product pterocarpan synthase 1-like. The transcript is spliced from 2 exons. The record is from RefSeq and is a predicted model, not a curated record. NCBI's taxonomy places the organism in Eukaryota, Viridiplantae, Streptophyta, Magnoliopsida, Poales, Poaceae. The coding region runs from base 84 to 623 and encodes 179 amino acids.